UCGAGCAGCUUAUAAUUAAACCGAAUACAGACCAUGGCAGACGACACCAACGAGGACAGCUGGCUGUAUGGCACCUCCAAUCCGGACUCCACCACCGGCGAUUUGGGCAACGGCGGCGAAUCGCUGACGGCUGAGCACGAGGCUGCAGCGGAGGCUCAAGCUUUGGCCGCCGUUGUGUCCGGUGAGAAGCCUGGCUCUGUAGUAGCACCGGGGGGAGACCUCGCCGAAGGCGACAUUCCCCUCUUUCCGAAAGAAGAGGUCCCCGAAUACCACGAGUUCGAUGACCCGGCUCAAGAAAUGGAGGAGGACGAAGAGGCGCUGCCUGACACCACAGACAGCGGCAGCAGCCGGAGUCGGAGAGAUCGUGACAGGGACCCCGACCGCGACGCCGAUAUGCAUUCCCUUCGUGACCCAGAGGAUGAGGAAAUGACUGAUGGACCAAGUAUGCGUCGUGAGAGAGAGCGGAAUGGUUCAGGAUCAGACGACGACGAUGACGAUGACUCCGACGACGAUAUCAAUGUGGUUAUAGGGGACAUCAAACAGGCGCCCAGCACGUACAACAUAAAGCAACGUCCCAAUUUGCUGGCUGGAGCUAGCGGGGCGGGCGGCGACAAGGCUAAGCCAGCCGCCCAGGCCGGAAAGUUCAGCAUUGAAGAUUUCGAAGGCGCCGGCACCAUCAAUGGCGUGGCGGUGCAUGAGUUUAGCAUCGACUCGCUGGAGGAAAAGCCGUGGCGGAAGCCCGGAGCAGAUAUUACGGAUUACUUCAACUACGGCUUCAACGAAGAGACGUGGCGUGCCUAUUGUGAGCGACAGAAACGCUUCCGUGUGGCGGAGAGCGGCGUUGGACUGGCCAGCCUGACGCAGAAUGUGAACCAGAACGCCCCGAUCGGUAUUUUGUCAGAUGGAGGCAUGUCCAUAGGCCCGCCUGGUAUGCACAACAUCCAGCCGAUGGUGGGUAUGGGCGGCGAAGGCGGUAUGCAGAUGCCUCCGCCAGGAAUGCCUCCUCCAAUGAUGCAGCACCAGUCGCGUUCUGGCAUGGGCCUAAUGCAGCGGCCACCGAGGCCCAUCUCCACCACUGGCGGUGAACGGGGUGGCGAGAGAGGUGGCGGAGGAGUUAAGGAGAACGCCAUUCAGGUGAUGACCGCAGAAUGCAGAGAGUAUUCGCGCGGAGGCCUGGGACCCAUGGCUCCUAACUUCCCACCCCCGGGUGCCUCUGACGAGCCAUUCUUCCACGAACCAGAGCCCUUUGAUUACGGCUACGAGCCGACCCAAGAGUCGCAGUGGGGUGGCGACAACCCCGGUUGGGUACCCAGCGGCAUUAAAGAGCUUACUCCCGGCCAUGCUCACAUGCAACAGCCUCCGCCAGGCAUGCCACCACCAGGUAUGGGUGUUCCCCCGCCACAAAUGGGCGGUCCGCCGCCAAACUUGCGUGGAAUGAUGCCACCAAACAUGCGCAUGCCACCAAAUAUGAAUAUGGGACCGCCGCCAGGAAUGAUGAUGGGCAGUGGGCCUCCACCACAGAUGCGUAUGGGCCUUCCACCCAGGAUGCCUAUGGGUGAUCGUGGGAGCUACGAAGACGAUCGUGAGCGCAGACGGCGCGAAAAGGACAAGCAAUUAAAAAAAGAUCAGCUGCGCAAAGACUUUUUGGACAUGCUGCGUGAGCGUCAUGACAUUGAGCGGCAUACGAGGUGGUACGACAUCAAGAAGAAGUUCGAAUCGGACCCGCGCUACCGAGUUCUGGACUCCUCAUAUCGCGAGGAGUACUUCGAGGACUAUUUGCACAUGCUGAAGGAGGAGAAGCGCAAGGAGCGUGACCUUAAGGAGCGCGAGCGACAUCGCGACAAGGAUCGAUCUCGGGACAAGGAUAAGGAUAAAGAAAAAGAAAAGGAUAAGGAUAAGGACAAAGAGAAGGACAAGGAUAAGGAGAAAGAAAAGGAAAAAGAGAAGGAGAGUUCGCGUCGGGAACGUUCCAGGUCUCGCGAAAAGUCCAGCCGCCGCAAAUCCAAGUCCCGCGAGAAAGACAGAAGUGAAAGGAGCAGUAAAGCCAGCGGUAGCAGCUCCACGAAUUCCGGCUCCUCUAGUCGCAGCGAAAAGAAGAAGUCUCAUCGCAAGGACAAGGAAGAGGAGGAAUAGCAUUUGCUUAGGUACUACUUGGAGGACGAACAAGAAACAACUUCCUGAGCUGCCCACCAUCUAUAAAUCCAUUUCAAAUACAUUAAAAAAAAAAGAAAUACUU
Messenger RNA from Drosophila bipectinata, 2236 nucleotides. RefSeq names its product Factor interacting with poly(A) polymerase 1 (gene Fip1). Gene Ontology annotation, cellular component: mRNA cleavage and polyadenylation specificity factor complex. The record is from RefSeq and is a predicted model, not a curated record. NCBI's taxonomy places the organism in Eukaryota, Metazoa, Arthropoda, Insecta, Diptera, Drosophilidae.